This is a messenger RNA of Ostrinia nubilalis (European corn borer), 946 nucleotides long. It is a transcript of the gene CIAPIN1, whose product is annotated as anamorsin homolog. The coding region runs from base 103 to 855 and encodes 250 amino acids. Gene Ontology annotation, molecular function: iron-sulfur cluster binding. Gene Ontology annotation, cellular component: cytoplasm. Gene Ontology annotation, biological process: iron-sulfur cluster assembly. The transcript is spliced from 5 exons. The record is from RefSeq and is a predicted model, not a curated record. NCBI's taxonomy places the organism in Eukaryota, Metazoa, Arthropoda, Insecta, Lepidoptera, Crambidae.
UGCAGGUUUUCAGAAAUCAUUUCGCAACUCGCUUUUGACUAAAAACAUUGUGGAAACGUGUACAAAUUACUGUUCGCGUCGUAAAAAAUAAAGGAUAUUACCAUGAAUCACAUUAAAGACGGACACAGCGUCCUUAUUAUUUGGAACGGAAACGACCAAAAUGAACUGAGCAAUUUGAUGAACGAAGUUAAAUCUCUUGCAAAAAUUGGAAAUGUUGUUCUGGAAAACUCUGAAAGGAUCACAGAAUCAUCACGACCACAGUCAUCGUUUGACAUAGUUUUAUCAAACUGGGUUCCACCACACAGCAUCAGCCACACAGACAGCUUGCUAGCAAUCAUUAUCAAAGUUCUCAGACCCAGCGGAAGACUGAUCUUGAAAGACCACAAUGAUCUUACCAGCACACUCAAGUUAAACGGAUUUAUCAACGUGAAUAAAGAUUCUGGAAAUGUUUUUGUAGCUGAAAAGACAAAGUUUGAGGUUGGUUCAAAAGCAUCUCUGAAGCUGGGCAGCAAGCCCGCAGUGUGGAAACUUGAUGACACAGUGGAAUCAGCAUGGAAUGGAGGCAUUGACGAUGACACCAUUGAUCCUGACCAGCUCUUAGAUGAAGACGAUCUGAAGAAACCAGACAAGCAAUCUCUCAGAGUAUGUGCUACAACUGGCAAAAGAAAAGCGUGCGCAGACUGCUCGUGUGGACUGGCAGAGGAGCUCCGAGGAGAGACGAAGGAGACGCCCAAGUCUUCUUGUGGAAGUUGUUACCUGGGCGACGCGUUCCGCUGUGCAACUUGCCCGUAUCUUGGCAUGCCCGCUUUCAAGCCCGGAGAGAAGGUAAUGCUCGACCUCAAGGCCGAUAUAUGAGCACAUUAUUAGCCCUAAUUAUUAUAAUAUACACUACUUACUUUUAGUAUUCCAUGUUGUGAUCGCUUCUACAAAUAAACUUUUUAAUUUU